This is a messenger RNA of Colletotrichum karsti, 1620 nucleotides long. RefSeq lists its product as uncharacterized. Bases 1 to 1620 code for a protein of 539 amino acids. The transcript has 11 exons. Gene Ontology annotation, cellular component: membrane. NCBI's taxonomy places the organism in Eukaryota, Fungi, Ascomycota, Sordariomycetes, Glomerellales, Glomerellaceae. Gene Ontology annotation, biological process: transmembrane transport; carbohydrate transport. The record is from RefSeq and is a predicted model, not a curated record. Gene Ontology annotation, molecular function: carbohydrate:proton symporter activity.
AUGUCCGCCGAGAAGUCCGACCUGGCGACCGGCGAUCACUUCGCCGAGAAGCCCGGCGGGACAGGUGCUUCACCGGAGGUCCACGUCGACGCUGCGGUUCAGAUUGCACACGAGACCCAGGAGGGGCAGUACUCGCCGUGGACGAAGUCGAUGUUCCGCCUGUAUGGCGUUCUUUGCAUUGCCUACCUCGGCGGUGCCCUCAACGGUUACGAUGGCUCUCUCAUGGGAGGACUCAACGGAAUGAAGUCGUACAUGGACUAUUUCAAUAAAGAGACGGUCGACGAGAGCACUGGUAUCAUUUUCGCCAUGUACAACAUCGGUAGUGUUGCCGCUGUCUUCUUCACCGGACCCACAAACGAUUAUCUCGGGCGUCGUUGGGGCAUGUUCAUCGGCAGCCUGAUUGUCAUCAUCGGCACCUGCGUCCAAGCCCCUACGAAAACGUCCGGUCAGUUCCUUGCAGGCCGUUUUGUCCUCGGAUUUGGUGUCAGUUUCGUAUGCGUGUCCGCGCCGACAUAUGUCUCCGAGAUGGCCCAUCCGGCUUGGCGAGGAACCAUUACCGGCGUGUACAAUUGUACUUGGUACGUGGGGAGUAUCAUAGCUUCUUGGGUUGUUUACGGAUGCGCCUACAUCGAGCAUGACGGUGGUUGGCGCAUCCCAAUCUGGAUUCAGAUGGUCACCUCGGGAAUCAUCUGUAUUGCCGUCUUCUUCAUUCCGGAAUCCCCUCGAUGGCUGAUGGCAAACGAUAAGUACGAGCAAGCCGCCCAGAUUCUGGCGACUUACCACGGCGAGGGAUCCAUCGACCACCCUAUCGUACAGCUUCAGCUUAAGGAAAUGGCACAGCAAAUCCGAACCGACGCAUCGGAUAAGAAAUGGUGGGACUACCGAGAGUUGUGGAACACUCACUCUGCUCGUCGCAGACUCAUUUGUGUCUUGGGAAUGGCUGUUUUCGGUCAAGUUUCCGGCAAUUCUCUCAGCUCUUAUUAUAUGACGGCGCUGCUGAAAAAUGCCGGCAUCACCGACCAGAAGAGGGUAUUGGCAUUGAACGCUGUGAACCCGAUCCUCUCCUUCGGAGCUGCGCUGGCAGGAGCUCGUAUGACUGACGUGAUCGGUCGCCGGCCUCUUUUGAUAUACUCCAUCAUCUUUUGCUCGUUUUGCUUCGCCAUCAUUACCGGCACUUCCAAGCUGGCCACAGAAGGUGCCGGUAAUGACGCAGCUGCGAACGCCACCAUUGCGUUCAUCUUUAUCUUCGGCAUCGUUUUCAGCUUCGGUUGGACACCUCUGCAGAGCAUGUACAUCGCCGAGACCCUCGACACUGCUACCCGUGCCAAGGGAACUGCGGUCGGCAACUUCGCCAGUGCCGUUGCAAGCACGAUCAUUCAGUACUCCAGCGGACCGGCCUUCCUCAAUAUCGAGUACUACUUCUACAUCGUCUUCAUUUUCUGGGACCUUUUUGAGGCUGUCUUUAUCUACUUCUUUUUCCCCGAAACCAAGGAUCGUACUUUGGAAGAGUUGGAGGAGGUUUUCAGCGCCCCAAACCCUGUCAAGAAGAGUCUGGAGAAGCGUUCCGCGCAGACUGUGUUGAACACCAUGAACGUGGACGAGAAAUUGGCCGGCGUCUGA